AUGCCAGGAUUUGCGGACCAAGCCAUCCCACUUUAUGGAAACUAUCAUGGGUAUUACUCUAAGCGUCCGUUCGUCCGAGAUCCACGACUGGCUUUGCUCCCUGCUGAAUUCUUCGUGGGCAAGCGAGUUCUGGAUAUUGGAUGCAAUGAAGGCUGGGUGACGUGUGAGAUAGUUCAGAAACCAGGACAGUUCAAAGGAGCACGUCAGGUCGUUGGAGUCGAUAUUGACGAUACUCUUAUCAGAGCUGCCUGGAAAAGAAGGCGCACCGUAUGGAGUCUUCAGUCUCCUGAGUAUGGAAAUAGCUUUGAGGAAAGUUGCCCUCCGCACAAGCGACAACGACUCCUCGGUGAUGCGUCCACUACGGACGAUCAUAGUACUCACAAUUAUUUCCCUGCAUCGUGCGAACAUAGUUAUGGCCCAUUGCCCAUACCAGAUAGAGGAUGCGGUGCUUUCCCUCACAACGUCACCUUUCGGACAGUUGAUUGGGUGAAGGAUAAGAUUUCGGAAGACGACAAUCAAUACGACAUUAUUCUAGGGUUCUCGGUCUCUAAAUGGAUUCAUCUAAAUCACAAAGAUGAAGGAUUGAGAGAAUUUUUUUGCCGAGUUCACCAAUGUCUAAAAUUAGGGGGUGUUUUCGUCCUUGAGCCACAACCUUGGGACACUUACUCAAAGGCUCGACGGAUGAGCGAGACUCUCAAAGAGAACGCAAAAUAUCUACAACUCCGUCCAGAUGGCUUUGGGAAACUAUUGGAGGAGCUCGGAUUUAGCCACGGUCAGCGUGUUGGAGUAACUGGCCGAGGCGGUUUCCGUCGCCCUGUUGAUCUGUACUUGAAGCAACGAUAG
Messenger RNA from Suillus bovinus, 843 nucleotides. RefSeq names its product Bicoid-interacting protein 3-domain-containing protein. Lineage: Eukaryota; Fungi; Basidiomycota; Agaricomycetes; Boletales; Suillaceae. The transcript has 5 exons. Gene Ontology annotation, biological process: snRNA modification. The coding region runs from base 1 to 843 and encodes 280 amino acids. Gene Ontology annotation, molecular function: snRNA binding; O-methyltransferase activity; RNA methyltransferase activity. The record is from RefSeq and is a predicted model, not a curated record.